Molecule: messenger RNA, 2899 nt
Organism: Falco peregrinus (peregrine falcon)
Lineage: Eukaryota; Metazoa; Chordata; Aves; Falconiformes; Falconidae
Gene: ULK3
Product: unc-51 like kinase 3
Exons: 14
Coding region: 69-1598 (509 amino acids)
Biological process (GO): peptidyl-serine phosphorylation; autophagy; protein autophosphorylation
Cellular component (GO): autophagosome; cytoplasm
Molecular function (GO): protein serine/threonine kinase activity; ATP binding
Source: RefSeq, a predicted model, not a curated record
UAAGUAGUGGGCGGGCCUGCGGCCGUGGCGCGCUGGGAAGGCGGAAGCGGGUCCGGGGCCGAUCGGCCAUGGCCGGGCCCGGCUGGGCCCCGCCGCGCCUCGAUGAGUUCAUCCUCACCGAGCGCCUCGGUGCCGGCACCUACGCCACCGUCUACAAGGCCUACAGGAAGGGGGACACGCGCGAGGUGGUGGCCAUCAAGUGUGUGAGCAAGAGGAGCCUUAACCGGGCGUCAGUGGAGAACCUGCUGACGGAGAUCGAGAUCCUGAAGACCAUCCGACACCCGCACAUCGUGGAGCUCAAGGACUUCCAGUGGGACAGUGACCACAUCUAUCUGAUCAUGGAGUUCUGCGCUGGGGGAGACCUCUCCCGUUUCAUCCGGAUGCGCAGGAUCCUCCCCGAGAAGGUGGCACGCAUCUUCCUGCAGCAGCUCGCCUGUGCCCUGAAGUUCCUUCACGACCACAACAUCUCCCACCUGGACCUCAAGCCACAGAACAUCCUCCUGAGCACCCCGGAGAACCCCCAGCUGAAGCUGGCAGAUUUUGGGUUUGCUCAGCACAUGUCCCCGUGGGACGAGAAGCACGUUCUGCGGGGCUCCCCACUCUACAUGGCUCCCGAGAUGGUGUGCCGCCAGCAGUAUGACGCCCGGGUGGACCUGUGGUCGGUGGGCGUCAUCCUUUAUGGUGGGCUUUUGCUUUUGUGCUCACCAGGGGUUGGCUCAGGGCCGAUUUCCCCGUCUCCAUCUCCCCAUGCCGCUCCCUUUUUGCCCCCUGCAGAAGCGCUUUUUGGGAGGCCGCCCUUUGCCUCUCGCUCCUUCGCUGAGCUGGAGGAGAAGAUUCGCAGCGACCGGGCUGUUGAGCUGCCCAGCCGACCCCUACUCUCCGUGGAGUGCCGGGACCUCUUGGGACAGCUCUUGGAGAGGGACCCUUUGAAACGCAUCUCCUUUGAGCGCUUCUUUGCCCACCCCUUUGUGGAUAUGGAGCACGUCCCCGGCCCUGAGAGCCUCUGCAAGGCGACCAACCUGGUGGUGGAGGCGGUGAAGAAGGACCAGGAGGGGGACGCCUCCACCGCCCUCUCCCUGUACUGCAAAGCUCUGGAGUAUUUUGUGCCGGCUCUGCACUAUGAAAGUGAUGCUCGCCGGAAAGAAGCCAUCCGGGCUAAGGUGGGGCAGUACAUCUCCCGAGCAGAGGAGCUGAAGGCAUUGGUCACCUCCAGCAACAAGAGCCUCUUGCAGAAAGAAAACCCAGCCAGAGAGCUCCUUAAAGAGAUGGCCAAGGACAAGCCUCGGCUCUGCGCUGCGCUGGAAAUGGCUUCUGCUGCCAUCGCUAAGGAGGAGGAAGGCAAAGAUGACCGUGACACCCUGGAGCUCUACCAGCAGAGCCUGGGGGAGCUGCUGCUCCUCCUGGCCGCGGAGCCUGCAGGGAGGCGGCGGGAGCUGCUCCACGCGGAGAUCCAGACCCUGAUGGCCCGAGCCGAGUACCUGAAAGAUCAGAUAAAGAUGCGGGAGGCGCAGUCCAUGGGCAAGGAGGCACUGGCGGAGCCCGUCCGGAGCAGUGAGUCCCUGUCUCCAUCUCCUCUUGUCCCCUGGGAGGGGACUUGACAAAAGGGGCCUGGGGAAGUGUCCCCCCUUGUGGCUUCGCUGAAGUGGUGGGCAAUAUCCCGGCAGCUGCUGCAGCCACGGGGAUAUUCCUGCCCAUGGGUAAUCCCGAUGCCGCACGCCUUCCUCUCCCCCCAGCAUGGGGCCGUGCGUGGCUGGGAUCCCACCCGGCUGGGUGACGAUGGCGUGUGCAGCUGAGUGAACGGUCUCUGUGCCGCCCGGCACAGCCUGUACCUUGCAGUGAUGCCCGGGAGCCAGCCGGCGGGAUGCUGCUCACCGCCCUGGCGCUGCCGUGCGAAGAGGUGCCGCCGGGGUGGAGGAAGGAUGAGCCUUUUGUCCCAACUGCUUUGGGGUAACCGCCUCGGGGGCUCACCCUUGGGCUCCCACCCCGGGAGGGUCCCAUGGGUGGGUCUGUAGAGCCACCUGCCCUUCUCCCUGGACGUUGGCAUCAUUUCCCAACAGGCAGAGUUCCCUCCUGGCCCUGCCUCGACCGUCUGCCUCCCCUGACCACAGUGGGCGGGUUAUUCCACUCUAAUUCCCUCCACCGGCUGCGACGGGCUGGGUAUUUUUAUCCUGGCACCGGGCUCCGGCAGCAUAUCCCCCCUGCCAGUCGCAUACGUCUCUUGCCUCUUCAGCUGGAUGUUUCUUCCACCUCCCAAAUUCUUCCAGGGGAGCCGUGGGUGUAUGCGCAGCCCAGACCCACGGAGCCCCACUGAGAGCUCUGGGCUGUCGGUGACGGCAGCAGGCAGAGGGUCGGGGAUGCUCCUGGUGCCCACCCUCCGCUGUGCCUUUCUCACCCAGCAACUACCUCUGCGCCUGCUGUCGCUCCUCUGGCCUCGAGCACCCAGCUGCACCGGCCCUGCCUCCCUCUCACUGCAGGAGCGUCAGGUCGAGGCAUUUGCUUCCUAAACCUGCCUGCAUGGGGCUGGCAGGUACUGGCUGCGUUCGUCACUGGUGUCACGAGGUGCUGGCAGUGCUCGGCAGGGGGUAACGGUGCGUGCUGCACGGGUAUGGUAAACACAGAUGAGCAGAAAUCAAUCACCUUCAGGGAAAGAGUCGCACGGCUGCAAAUGGCGAUACCUCCCCAAAGGCACAGCCUCGGCAUCCUGCCCACUCCGCUCCUCAGGGCUCUGACCACACCGGUAUCCCAAUCGUAAUCCCAGGAGCCCCCCAGCCCUGCCGAAGUCACUUAUCCGGGGUGGUGAGGUCCGCCUGUCCUGCCAAGCAAGGGACUUGUCUCACUAGCUACUGUAUUUCAAGGGAAUGUAAUUUAUUGUCUUUAAUAAAUGCUUUGAUUUCUCCAA